Esox lucius (northern pike) is the source of this 7682-nucleotide messenger RNA. Its product is annotated as cat eye syndrome critical region protein 2 homolog. The record is from RefSeq and is a predicted model, not a curated record. Gene Ontology annotation, biological process: chromatin remodeling. Gene Ontology annotation, cellular component: CERF complex. Lineage: Eukaryota; Metazoa; Chordata; Actinopteri; Esociformes; Esocidae. The transcript has 19 exons. Gene Ontology annotation, molecular function: protein binding. Bases 199 to 4833 code for a protein of 1544 amino acids.
CCUCGAGAUGACCUGGUAGCGCCACCCCAUCUGUUCUACUCUUCUGAAAUUCAGAUUGAAACAGAUUGUAGCACUCUCCCGCACGAGUAGCAAUGGCAACUGAUUGGAUGGAACGUCAACAGCAACUUUUGUCAUUUAUUUGAAUGAAGUUUCAAUUAAUGAGAUUUUACGCCGAUACCUUCCAUUUUCAGUGUGAAAAUGUCCCAGGGAUGUACAAUUUCUGUGGAAGAGAUCCAGUCUUGGUGGGAAGUCCCCGCCAUAGCCCACUUCUGUUCGCUGUUCAGGACGGCAUUCAACCUACCAGACUUUGAAAUUGAGGAACUGGAGGGAGCGCUGCUGAAGCAGGACCUAGACUUUCUCUCCGGCCUACUCGUCUCACUGCUGCAAGGCUGCUACCAGCGCACCGACAUCACCCCCCAGACGUUCAGUGGUUACCUGGAAGACAUCAUCAACUACCGCUGGGAGCUGGAGGAGGGGAAGCCCAACCCCUUGCGCCAGGGGCCCUUCGGAGAACUGAGCCCGCGCACGCAGGUGGAGCUUCUGCACAGGCUGUGUGACUACCGCCUGGACGCCGCCGACGUCUUUGACCUUCUCAAGGGCCUGGACGCGGACAGCCUGCGGGUGGAGCCACUGGGGCAGGAUGGGAGCGGCGCCCUCUACUGGUACUUCUACGGUACCCGUAUGUACAGAGAGGAGCCAGUCAACAGGAAAGGAGUGCAACUCUGUGACGCCUCUGAGCUUAAACCACCAGAGAAGAGGAAGCGGGGUAGACCGCCGAAGAAGAAGAAGGUGGAAGAGAUCCAGCUAAUUGAGGUGGAGUAUGAGGUGGACAAUGAGAAUGGACUGGAAGCGCUGCACUCAGGCACAGACCGGGAACGUGGCACCUGGUCCCUGGUGUGUGACACGGAGGAGCAAUGGGCCAGCCUGGCCGAGAGCAUCAAGGACAAAACGUCCCCCCAGGACCGACACCUCUACCGCAUCAUCAGCCAGAACUUCCUCCCUGAGAUCAGUAGCAUGAUCGAGCACAAGGAGAAUGAACAGAAGCAGAGGCUGAUGGACCCGGCCCAAACAGGCAGCUCCUUCCGGCUGUCUGAGAAAUGCGUGAGCCAGGAGGAGGAGGACACUCUGCAGGCCAUAGCCGAAGUGGAGCAUCAGAAACAGAGAGACGAGGACUUGGACAGGCAGGCCCUGCUGGCGGAGCAGAGACGAGAGGAGGAGAUGAUACUGCAGGAGGAGCGCCAGAGAGAGGAGCUAGAGAGGGUCAAAGCUGUGGAGGAGCGAGCGCGGCGGCGGAAGCUGCGCGAGGAAAAGGCCUGGUUGAUAUCCCAGGGGAAGGACCUGCCGCCAGAACUGCAGCACCUGGAGCCCCACUCGCCCAUACGACGCGCCCGUCGCACUAAAGAGUUCUACGAAAUUGAUGACGAUUACACGGCGUUGUACAAAGUUUUGGAGGCCCUAAAAGCCCACAAGGACGCCUGGCCCUUCCUGGAGCCCGUGGACGAGUCCUACGCUCCCAACUAUAAUGAGGUCAUUCAGACACCAAUGGAUCUGUCCACCAUCGAGAAGAAGCUGAACGAAGGGGAGUACAUUGCCAAGGAGGAGUUUGUGUCGGACAUGAAGCUCAUGUUUGAGAACUGCAUGGAGUACAAUGGGGAAGACAGUGAGUACAGCGUCAUGGCUGAGUCCCUGGAGCGCUGCUUCAGCCGGGCGCUACUCAAGCACUUCCCGUCGGAGGACGGCGACACGGACGAGGAGUUCCACGUGAGCAGCGAGGACCGCGAGAGGGACCGCAAGGAGAAAAGGAGGAGCAAAGGCCCCAAACAGGCGGGGCCCGAGAGCUUGAUCCGAGCCACCGAGCAGGCCUCGCGCAAACGGACGCACCCAGGGGGCAAGGGCAGCACUCCCAUGGAGGAGGUCCAGCCCCCCCCUCCACCCCACUGGGCCAACGGACCCACUCACCACCAUGGCAUGCCCCACCCUGGGAACCUUUACCACCCAGCUCAACAGCAGCUCCAGCUCCAUGGUCCUCCCAUGUAUGGCCAGAGCAUGACCAUGGACCCCCGCUACGCCCGCCCCCACCCUGGACAGGGCCACCGGCCCAGGGGCCCUGCAGCUCACCACAGGCCUCAGCAUUACAACAUGCCGCCUCACAUGAGGGAUGGUCACUAUAUGGGUCCCCGGUACCAGAUGGGUCCUGAUGGCCGGCCGCUCGGCCCGCGGCACCACUACAUGGGUCCCACCCACGGCCCCUCGCUGGGCCCCCGCCCUGUGGCCCUGCAGUCUGGGGGCCUCUGCACCCCCACGCCCGAAGGCAACACGUAUCCAUCGCGCCAGUGCAGCGACAGCCACCCCAUGCACCCCAUGGACCCCAUGCACCCCGGGCCGGACAUCCCUCCGCGACACAACUACCCCGCCUUCCACCCGGGCAUGGCCGUUUGGUCGGGGAUGAACCGCCAAGGACAGGAGAGGCCGAGCGGCCUGGGGAUGCCGAACCAGAGCGUGGCUCACCACCAGCAGCAGCAGCACCCCUAUAACCACGGGGCUCCACGUCCCCUGGGCCCCAGCGCUUGGCCCGAGCAGCCCAGUGGCCCUGGAGGGUACCCCCCUCACCCCAAUGGCCACUACAGGAUGCCUAUUAGUGUCAGCAGCUCCCCAGGGCCCUUGGCCCUGCGCCCCCCCGCGCCUCCCCAGGACUCCAGGCAACGUCUGGCCUCCAUGUUGGACAGCCCAGAGAUGAUUGCCCUGCAGCAGCUGUCUGCCUCCUCCACCGGACUCCCUGCUGGCUCCUCCACUGGACUCCCUGCUGGCUCCUCUCGCCAGCACAUGGGCAACUUUCAGCAGCAGCCCCCACAGGGAGUUGGCAGCGCCCCAACUCCAUCUCGCCCCUCACAGCACCCCCCUCCCCCUGAAAUUCAACUGCUGCGUCCUGCCAGAGACAAUGGCCCAGACAGCCAGCCGGCUCGACACACAGACACGCAACCCAAAGGGCCGACGGCAGAUCCCAAAACGGCCAACCACCAGACGGCGGCAGCACAGUUCUCCUCCACCCUCUCUGAACAGCAGCGCCCGUCGUUCUCCGGUCCCACUGAGACUCCCAGCGGCUCCGCUGAGGGCAUGCGGAGCCCCUCGGCUCCUGACUGGGGCCGAUCACAGGAGAGGGGUAGCAGCUCGGGGUUGCAGGCUGUGUCUGAGCCGGGACACUCGCAGAGAUCAGAGACAACCGUCGACCGGGAGGGGGAGAGCCCAGGACAGUCUGUCAGCCACACUCCCCCUCAACAGAACCCCCCUUCCAUUGUUCAUCAUGGCCCGUUGCCCCCUCACCUCCACAGUGCACCUCACUCCCAGAAUGCUCCAAAGCAUAUUACCCAGAAACCCUUGCAGCAAAUCCCUGAGAAUUCCCGUCCGCAACAUAACGUCCCUCAGCGCGCCGGUCAGAAUGCCCCACAGCAAGGCUUCCCGAACCCCCAGAAACCAAGCUCUGGAAACAAAUCGUCUCACGUUGCCCCGAAUCCGGCUCAACGUGGUCCCAAGCCCAGCCCCAUGCAUGGGAUGCCCCAGCCCGCCCCUCUCACCUCCCUGCCCCCCAGCCACCCAGCCCCCCAGCUCCCUCCCCAGCCCAGCCCAGCCGAGCAGGGAGACCGAAGGCCCAGCGAGCCCACUAACAGGGUAGACUCGGGAGGCACCUCUGGUGACCCUAGUCUGAGUAAGCCUGGACCUCCGACCGGCGUUUAUAAACAGCAGUCAUUCAGUCCCAAAGCACAGCAGACACAGCUGGGUAACCCGAGUAGGCCGGGUCCGAGGGGACCAGCACCGGGUCACAGCCCAGCCGUGCCUCCCCACUCCCGGGGCCCAGAGAACGGAGCCAUGGGUCAGUAUGGCAUGGGCAGUCCGCCCCAUCCACACUACGCCCAACCCAUGGGCAGACCCAUGCCUCCGUCCGGUCGCCAGCUCUACUCAAACCAAGCCAUCCCCCAGACCGUGAACCCCCACCCUAACAGCUACCCCACCUACCACCAGCAGGGAGCUGCCCGUCCGUAUCACAUGGGCCAGCAACAGCCGGCUCCCCAGGGUCACCCUAACAUGUACCCCCAGUACCAGCAGCAGCCCUUCUACCCCCAGGGCAACAGCCAGGGCGGGUACCCCUCGGAGGAGUGGCACAGGCAGUUCCACCCUCGCCACCCAAUGCCCUCCAGCACCUACCUGCCUGCCGCCAGCGUGAACAUCAGUGGGCACCUGAAGGACAGCCGUGGCAUGGGCUCCCCCCUGGGUUCUGACGGCUCCGGGGGCGGCCUGAUGUCCGCCAGCCCCCAGCCCGAGGCCCCCCGCGGAGGCUCCGUGGAGAGGGAGAGCAGGGAGGCGGGCAGCCCGGUGGGACCUCAGCCUGCUCAGGUGGAGGAGAGCUCGGAACGGCCAGAGAGCCCCAAGGAGAUCCUGGACCUGGACAGCCACAACGCUGCCGCCCGCCGUCGGAACGCCCAGGGCCCGCCUCCCGUGACCAACUUCCUGUACGACCCCCGAGCCGUGCAUCCUGGGAUGCAGCAGGGCGGGGCCCCGCCGCCUCACAUGAUUUCUCGUGCGCCGUACCCCGGCUACCCUGGUGCACACUACGCCCCCCAGAGACCCCACCCACACCUCAUGGAGGCCCUUCAGAGGCCCCAGCACCUGCCAUUUCCCCCGGGGCCCACCCGCAUGCCCAUGUACAGGCACCCCCAGGCUGGAGGCCAGUUCCAGGGCAUGCUGGUUCAGCAGAGAGACUUGGCGCCUGAACACUUCCUUCACCCAGGGCAGCAGAUGAUGUCUCCCAGUGGUCCCAGCAGUAAACAGGAAGUUUGAGGAGCCCUGGGUAAAGGAUAAAAGCAACAAAACCUGUUCAGAAAGCAGUGCCUGCAUAUCAUCAACCUACCUGUUCACUUGCCUGUGCAUCUUCUGUCAUAAGCCUUUAUUAACUGUGACUGUGCUGUCGGAGCCAUGGUGUUUUCUGCCAUGGAACGGAUGUCUUUAGGGUCUGUCUCUGUUGCAGGGCUCCAGUAAGUAUGGACCCACUGCACUGGCCCGAAGGUUGUGUGGCGGCUGCAGACAAGGGAGAUUUAUUUAUUUGAGAAUCUUUUUAGGGAAUGAGUUCUUCGCCCAUCUGGGAUGUCUGCUUUGUCGAGCCCAAACGGAAACCUGCCUCUGUUGAUCUCCGAGCCGGUGGACCCGGUUCAGACUGUGUACAGCUGUUUCCUCUCUUGCGCCCUGGCCUGCAAGAACAUCUGGAGGUCCUUCUCAUGUCCUGACAGUGCUAGUCGUCAGUGGGUUUCUACAGGAAGAGCCUCCCCUGACCCGCUUGGUGGACCUCAAGGCUCAGUGGACCUCAUGGCUCGGUGGACCCCUGACCCUCUGCUGAAGGGAAUAAAAUGAGCUGGUGAUAUGAGAGCACUGGUGUUUUUAUUUUUUUUUAUUUAAUUUUUUUCUCCAAAUGUUUUUAAACUCAGGUGUAGAUAAAAAAAAUAAAAAUAAAAAAUACAUAAAAUAAUAAUAGGUACUUUAAGACUAGAGACGCUGUCAUCAGAAUCCUGUUGACAGACACAAGCCUUGUAGUAGCCUUGGUUUCCUUCGUGUUGAAUGUAUGUGUGAAUGCGUUAGAUAUUUGGACAGCACCAGAGCCUACCAUGUGAAGGGAGGGAGGAACAAUAAAACACAGCUUUUUGCUUUAGUUCUGGUGUAAUUUUAUGCAUCCUUCAAAGCUGCCUUCUUAUCUAUAAGAAUGUCUUUGAUUUUCCAGACCUGCAGAGAGUGUUCUCUGCUAUGCACUAGGGUUAGUCUACACAUACUGGAAUUUAGUGGCCUUGUGAUCUUAUGUUGGUGCUUGUUGCUGUGUGUGUGUAUAUAUGAAAAUACAUGAAGUGUAACUCCACUGUAGUUCACCUCUCUCAGAUACUGGAGAGUGCUGUUGGUUGGUUCUCCACACUCCUGUGUGUCCAGCUGGUUAGUUUCUGCACAAACACAGUGAACGUGAGUUAAAAUCAGCCAGGUGAUGUCUUGCGGUCUAGUGUCAUGAUGUCAUCCUUACAUCCCUGUUGUCGUUAUGCUGUGUCACUGACAUGUAUUGCAUUCCAUACAUUUUGGUGGAAAAUGUCCCCUUAAAUGCUAGGCCCUCUGUCGCGCCUCGUGAUGAGUUUUAUUAUUCUGUUUGUUUCCAUAAUCACCCCCCUGCUUGAUUCAGUGCUUCCUCCUCCCCAAUUCAAUGAACUUAAUAUGUCCUCAGGGUGUACAGUUUUAUACGGGUAUUUUAAUGAAUUAUUUGGAGGAGGAGCAACACAAAAAAACAUGACUGGAAUUGUGAUAAAUUAAUCAAUGUCAUGUGAAAAAAACCUUUAAACCAAUAUGUUUUGUUAUUUUCAGACCUCAUUGUGAAAACGGUGAGCUUGCUCACUGCCAUCCUUUUGUUUUAGUUUUGUCUCUUUCCUGAAGUGUAACCGAGUUAUUCAACAUUCCUGUUGGUUUUUCUUUAAGUAUUGUAACUUGUCAUUGCCACCAUGCUUUGGUGAGUGUCUUCUGAAUAAUAGAUCUGUGCGGUCUUGUUCAUCUUAUCAUAUCUUCCUAAGUUGCCCCUGUGAGCCCCACAAGUAGAGCGAUGGCGACGCAUGAAUCUACCUCAUUGCCAGUCCACUGGCCCCCACUAAGUCCAUUCACUUGACUCCAGCACACACGUGACUUUCCAUACACUACCACUGUUACAAACUGUCCAUGGGACCUUGUGAUUGUCAGGUUACUGGUGUUUCAUGGGGGUGUGAUGAACUGCCGUAUGCUGGAGGUCGUCAGAAACCUCCUGAUUAUUAUUUUUUUAGGCCUUGCCGCAGCUGUAUAGAUGGCGUGUUUUCCUUUCGCACGGUGAGGGAACCUGAAACCUGUGGUUCUGUGUGGUCUGUGGUCCGCAGCGUCGAGUGCCCCCCCCCCUCCCUUCGAGUGGUCUGUGGUCCCCCCCUGUGCUCAAGGAGGAGUGACAAUAGGAAACUGCUAGACGCUGUGAGACAUUGUCUGAUUGUCUCGUUUCCAACUAGUGGUUUUUUUUCUUACUGUUAUUUUGUAUUCUUUUUGUGGACCCCAGGAAUGGCUGCUUUGGCAAAUGGAGCUCAAAAAUCAACUUCUACAAGAUUGGAUUUGCCCCACAGUACUGAACAAGGGUGUAUUGCUGUUAUGGGAGCUUUGUUUUUAAAUGCUAGAUGAGGCUUUCUCCGAAGUAGUGUUCAUUUGCGCAGCACGACAUAUGAAGGACAGUGCAGUUGUACAUGGCCUGUGGGUGUGGUACUGUUCUGCCGCUUGGCUCGGUCUCCCAUGUAUAGACUGCACAUGGAAGUCUGUAUCCCACUCACCUCACACUUCUCUGCUGGCUUCAGUUUUUCUGCACUAGUAAACAUAUAGAUUUGAUAAAAUGUGAAUCAUAUUUAUUUGCUCUUUAAAAUGUGUACAUUUAUUUUGACCUGUUUUUUUUUUUUUUUUAUAUAUAUAUAAAUGUGAUGUCUGGUUGUUUUUGUUUCAAGCAGUUGACAUUUACCUCAGUAGCAUGGCGGCAUUGAAAAGAAACCCUGUAUGUAAAAAUGGAUGUGAUGUUUACAAGUUCUUAUCUGACUGACAUAGAUUAUUUUGGAAAUGGACUGAAGUAUUUCUAUACUGUACAUUUCUUAGAAUAAAUAACUUUU